AUGAGAACUGCACAGACCCUCUCCGGAAUCGUAGCUCGCCGCUUCUUCAACACAUCCACUAGAAUCAUGGCUAGCGGAAAAACAUUGACCGUUUCGAACAUCAAUCCAAAUGUUAUCAAAAUGGAGUACGCUGUUCGCGGUCCCAUUGUUAUCAGAGCUGUCGAACUGGAAAAGGAACUAGCUGCAGGAGUUCAGAAGCCAUUUACAAAUGUGAUCAAGGCUAACAUUGGAGAUGCUCAUGCUAUGGGACAGAAACCAAUCACUUUCAUCCGUCAGCUUCUAGCCUGCAUCGCCAAUCCAUCGCUGAUGGAAACUGAUAAAUCUCUGCCAUCUGAUGUUAUUGAACACGCCAAAGCUUUCCUUGGUAGCUGUGGAGGAAAAUCUGCUGGAGCAUACAGUCAGAGUACAGGAGUCGAGAUCGUCCGUAAGCACGUUGCAGAAUAUAUUAGUAGACGUGACAAUGGAGUUCCCAGUAACUCCGAGGAUAUUUGUCUAUCUGGAGGAGCUUCUGAAUCCAUCCGUAAUGUCCUCAAACUUUUCAUCAACAAGGGUAGCGGCAAGAAGGUUGGAGUCAUGAUUCCAAUUCCACAAUAUCCACUUUACUCUGCUACUAUCGAAGAAUUCGGUCUCGGACAGGUCGGCUACUAUCUCAGUGAAUCUUCCAACUGGUCUCUGGAUGAGGCAGAGCUGGAGAGAUCCUUCGAAGAGCACAGCAAAGAAUACGAUAUUCGCGUUCUUUGUGUAAUCAAUCCAGGAAACCCAACUGGACAAGUCCUCUCCCGCGAUAACAUCGAAACAAUCAUCAAGUUCGCCCAGAAGAAGAAGCUCUUCAUUCUUGCCGACGAAGUCUACCAAGACAAUGUUUAUGCACAAGGAUCGCAAUUCCAUUCUUUCAAAAAAGUUCUAGUUGAAAUGGGAGAACCAUACAACAAGCUCGAAUUGGCAUCUUUCCACUCUGUGUCGAAAGGAUACAUGGGCGAGUGUGGAAUGCGUGGAGGAUAUGUUGAAUUCCUCAAUUUGGACCCAGAAGUCUACGUUCUCUUCAAAAAGAUGAUCUCUGCCAAGUUGUGCUCCACCGUUCUUGGACAAGCUGUUAUCGAUGCCGUCGUCAAUCCACCAAAAGAAGGAGAACCAUCCUAUGCAUUGUGGAAGAAGGAGAAGGAUGAUGUUCUGGCUUCACUCAAAGAACGUGCCACAUUAGUCGAGAAGGCGUACAGCAGCAUUGAUGGAAUCAGCUGUAAUCCAGUGCAAGGAGCCAUGUACGCAUUCCCUCAGAUCACAAUUCCACAGAAAGCUGUCGAGAAGGCCCAGUCUUUGAACCAGCAACCAGACUUCUUCUACGCAUUGGAACUUCUUGAAUCAACAGGAAUCUGUAUCGUUCCAGGAAGUGGAUUUGGACAAAAGGACGGCACUUACCACUUCAGAACUACGAUUCUUCCACAGCCAGAACUCUUCAAGGACAUGCUCGCUCGUUUCACCGACUUCCAUACCAAAUUUCUUGCCAAGUAUAAGUAG
Messenger RNA from Caenorhabditis briggsae, 1515 nucleotides. The coding region runs from base 1 to 1515 and encodes 504 amino acids. Gene Ontology annotation, molecular function: L-alanine:2-oxoglutarate transaminase activity; pyridoxal phosphate binding. Gene Ontology annotation, biological process: biosynthetic process. The transcript has 4 exons. Lineage: Eukaryota; Metazoa; Nematoda; Chromadorea; Rhabditida; Rhabditidae. The record is from RefSeq and is a predicted model, not a curated record.